Molecule: messenger RNA, 687 nt
Organism: Rhodamnia argentea
Lineage: Eukaryota; Viridiplantae; Streptophyta; Magnoliopsida; Myrtales; Myrtaceae
Product: L-type lectin-domain containing receptor kinase IX.1-like
Exons: 2
Coding region: 1-687 (228 amino acids)
Biological process (GO): protein phosphorylation
Cellular component (GO): plasma membrane
Molecular function (GO): protein kinase activity; ATP binding
Source: RefSeq, a predicted model, not a curated record
AUGAUCGAUCCCGCGGAUCCAAGAGGGAACUUCACCAAGAUCUCCUAUCCAGAACUUGACAAAUAUUCUGCCAGAAUGGGUGACCGUCGGCUUCUCGGCAACCACCGGGUUGAGCUUCGUGUUGCAGACUCUCCUUUUACUUGGUUUGGUCACAGGACAAAGAGAAAGUCAAAUGACAGAAUUGGAGAAGAGGAUGAUGUCCGGUCAAUUGACGAAGAAUUUGACCAAGUGACAGGGCCUAAGAAGUUCUCCUACAAGGACUUGGUCGCGGCGACUGAUGACUUUGCAGAUUCGCUGUUGCUUGGGAAAGGGGGGUCGGGAAGAGUAUAUGAAGGCUGCUUGAUUGGCAUGAAUGCUAAUGUCGCGAUCAAGAAGAUGACUCCAGAGUCAAGACACGGGAUGAAGGAGUACGCGACCAAAGUGAAGACCAUAAGACGACUCAGGCACAGGAACUUAGUCCAACUCGUCGGAUGGUGUCAUGAGGAAAAGGGACUCCUCAUCUAUGAAUUCAUGUCUAACGGUAGCUUAGACUGUCAUUUAUUCAAGGACCGGACCUUUUUGAUGAGGGAAAAGCGGUAUGGAAUCGAGCAGGGCAUAGCCUCAGCAUUGCUAUACCUCCACGAAGAAUGGGAACAAUGUUCAAAUGGCCACGGCCCUCGAAGUCGUGAACAAAAGCACAUAUAUUGA